CUUAGUGGAUAAACGGAAAGAGUGAGCUGUGAGCGUUGGGCCAUCUAUAAAAGCCAGGCCUUCACCCCUUCAGAGAGUAGAACUCCAUCGCAAUCCAUCACUCCGUUUCAUUCAAUCAGCUGCCCGCUUUCACUGAACAAAUUACCCGCGAUUGCUGCCGCUGCAUUCGUGUUCGUCGCGGGAACGCUAUCCCAAACCAUGAAGUUAUGGAGUUUCAAAUCUUCGGCCCUCAUCCCUAUUGUGGGAUUGGCUGUGCAGGUCGCUGCAAGCGCCAACGCCACGUCUGAUCCGGCCAUCGAUGUAAAUACCUGGCCGGCACCCAGGUAUCAGGUCCACAUCGAUAAAAGCAUUAUGGUUCCGAUGCGGGACGGCACAAAACUCUCUACCGAUGCCUAUCGGCCGAUGAAGGUGCAGGAAAAACUGCCCGUCAUCGUCAUGAGGACACCAUAUAACAAGAAGCCCUACCGCGAUGACAAGGAGAGCGCUCCGUUUAGGUUCGCAGAGCAGGGGUAUAUUGUCUUGGUUCAAGAUAUGAGAGGGAAAUUGGAGUCGGAGGGGAAUUUUACGAUAUCGACUCCUGACGACAUCGAUGGUUAUGAUACGGUCACAUGGGCUGCUACGCAGGCGUGGUCCUCCGGGAAAGUUGGUACUUACGGCUGUUCCUAUUUGGGCGAGGCCCAGAUCGAAAGUGCCAAAUUACGAAAUCCCCAUCUUACUACGAUGAUUCCCCAGGGUGCCGGGGGGGCGUCGCGUUAUUUCGGGCAAAUCGUCGGGGGCGCGGUGGAACUUGCGACGGCGGUGGGAUGGUACUGGAAAUCGGGCUCCAAAAUCCGUCUUCGCCCGCCCCCGGGUUCGAACGACGACUUCUGGGCUACCGACGGCGUCAAUUUCAAUCCCGGCUACGUUCCGCCUCCCGCCAAAUAUGACGAAAUGUUAAACAAUCUCCCAACGGUGGAGACCUUCAAGAAAUUCGGUGGGCCGAAAUCAGACUACGAGGCAGUGUUCGAAAACCGGCCCUCGUCGCCGUGGUGGGAAGCCCGCCCCUACGUCAACAGUUCGGACCGGUUUGAUGUUCCGGCACUUCACGUUGAUUCUUGGUAUGAUUAUGGCGUCGCAGACGUCCUUGAUCAGUUCAAUCUACUUGCCGAAAACGCAGUUAGCGAGACAGCCAAGAAUAACCAGUUCGUCAUUAUCUCUCCUACGACGCAUUGUUUGUCGGAGACGGCGGCUGAACAGACCGUCGUUGGCGCCAGGGAUUUGGGCGACGCUCGACUGGGAUAUUACGGAAUAUAUUUGAGCUGGUUCGACCACUGGCUGAAAGGCAUCGACAACCAUGUGAUGAAGAUGCCCAAGGUUCAAAUAUAUGUAAUGGGGAAGAACCAAUGGCGCGGCGAAAAUGAGUGGCCGCUGGCGCGUGCGCGGCCGACCAAAUAUUAUCUGGACAGUCGGGGCUCUGCGAACAGUAAGAAUGGCGACGGCGUCCUUACUACCCAGGCACCGACAAGAUCCAACCGGGAUGUCUUUGAGUACGAUCCCGGCAAUCCCGUUCCAUCGCUCGGUGGCCCCAUGUGCUGCACGGGGAAGCCUAACACCGAGGGCUCAUUCGACCAAGCGUCCACGGAGGAGAGACGUGACAUGCUGGUCUACACAACCCCCCCUUUGACUGAAGGAGUCGAAGUGACUGGACCGUUGAAAGCUGUCUUGUCGGUAUCAUCCUCUGCAAAGGACACGGAUUUCACCGCAAAACUGGUCGACGUCUACCCCGAUGGAAAGGCCUAUAAUAUUCAAGAGGGUAUCCUCAGGGCUCGAUAUAGGACAGGCUUCGAAAACUCGGUUUCGAUGAACCCCAGCGAGGUCUACACGAUCGAGGUCGACAUGCAGGCAACCAGCAAUUAUUUUCCGGCGGGUCAUCGAAUUCGACUUGAAAUAUCAAGCAGUAAUUUCCCCAGGUUCGAUAGGAACAUGAAUACCGGUGGGAACAACUACGACGAAGCGAAGGCUGACGAAUACGACCCUAUCCAAGCUGAGGAGCUUAGAAAUGUUGAAAUAUAA
This is a messenger RNA of Fusarium vanettenii 77-13-4, 2052 nucleotides long. RefSeq lists its product as uncharacterized. The record is from RefSeq and is a predicted model, not a curated record. Bases 199 to 2052 code for a protein of 617 amino acids. Gene Ontology annotation, molecular function: dipeptidyl-peptidase activity. The transcript has 4 exons. NCBI's taxonomy places the organism in Eukaryota, Fungi, Ascomycota, Sordariomycetes, Hypocreales, Nectriaceae.